Molecule: messenger RNA, 1483 nt
Organism: Botrytis porri
Lineage: Eukaryota; Fungi; Ascomycota; Leotiomycetes; Helotiales; Sclerotiniaceae
Exons: 6
Coding region: 155-1195 (346 amino acids)
Biological process (GO): tRNA processing
Molecular function (GO): tRNA dihydrouridine synthase activity; flavin adenine dinucleotide binding
Source: RefSeq, a predicted model, not a curated record
ACUAAGUCGCCACCACCUAACCUUCCCUCACAAUUCCCACGAUUCCCUACCCCAGAACUCUUUGAUACAAAAACGUGAUAUCUUCUCCUCAUAAAUCAUUCCUACAUCUCUAUAAAAUAAUGCCCCUUCACCUCAAAGUAUCAAAAAGAAAGAAAUGACCAUUCCCACCUCUUACAAUGGGGUCGCUACUCCAAGCAAUCCCGCCUUGGAAAUAAACCCUCUCACCCUCUUCGAUAUCGCAAAGAAUGAAAAUAGACCACUCUAUACUUGUGCGCCUAUGGUGCGGUAUAGUAAACUAGCUUUUCGAGAAACGGUCGCUCGGUAUGGAGUGGAUCUUUGUUGGACUCCGAUGGUAUUGCAGAUUUUGGCAAAAGAAUUUAAUCGCAGUGUUUUUGCACGUGAUUCAGACUUCACCACCUCCCCCACCUCCGGCCCCACCAUCGCCCAAUUCGGCGUGUGUUCUCCCCUCGAAAUCUCCCGCUCCACCACUCUCCUCGCCCCCUACGUAAACGGCAUCGAUAUCAAUUGCGGAUGCCCACAAUCCUGGGCCUGCGCCUGUUCCAUCGGCGCCGCACUAAUGCACAAGCGCGAACUGGUUGCGGAAAUGGUCAAGGAAGCGAAAAGUGCGUUGAAGAGAGAUGGAUACGAGGGAAAGAAAACAGUUAGCGUGAAGAUUAGGAUUCAUCGAGAUUUACGAGAAACAAUCGAUUUCAUCCAAACCGUCCAAGACGCCGGCGUAGACUUCCUCACCAUCCACGGCCGCAUGCGCUCAACCCCCUCCUCCCACCCCGUAAACCUCGACGCCAUAAAACUCCUCACAACACACGCUACAGUCCCUACCCUCUCCAACGGCGAUACAUUCACCCUCGCAGACGCCUUCCAUCAUACCUCCUACACCGGCGUCUCGGGCGUCAUGUCCGCGCGCGGACUUCUCGAGAAUCCAGCACUUUUCGCAGGCUAUACAUCUACACCCUGGGAAUGCGUCGAUGUUUUCAUAAAUCAGGUGAUUAAACAACCUAUACCGUUUAAAUUGGUGGUGCAUCAUCUGAGCGAAAUGUGCGGCACGGAUCGUUCGCAGAAUGGAGGGAAUAAUGGAUUGUUGGGGAAGGAGGAGAGGUUGAGAUUGAUGGAGUGUAGGGAUAUGCUGGAUGUGAUUGAUUUGAUGGAUGAGGUGAAGGGGUUGCGGAGAUUAUAGAUUUAUAGAUUCAGAGAUGGGGUUUUGUAGAGAGAUAGAUAUGAUGGAUGGAUAUUCAAGCUUUAAAAGGGCCUUCAUUUUUUCCUUUCUUUCUCAAUUUUAUAACAUGUAUUCCAUUCAUUAUAUUCUACAACCACAAGAUAUAUUGCGGAGUAUCGACUGAUCUGUUUGUCUGAGUUUUUAGAUACAAGAAGAGCUAAAGAGAAAAACGGUAAACUAGAAAGAAAGAAAAAAAUAGAGGAAGAAAAAAAAAACAAUAAGCAAAACGCAAAGUCGAACGCCACGGGU